Molecule: messenger RNA, 820 nt
Organism: Vollenhovia emeryi
Lineage: Eukaryota; Metazoa; Arthropoda; Insecta; Hymenoptera; Formicidae
Exons: 2
Coding region: 146-544 (132 amino acids)
Source: RefSeq, a predicted model, not a curated record
GACCGAGACCGCGCGAGCCCGUGUCGGCUGCUAAACGUCACGCCUACCCUCGGGCGACGCAGCGGCGCGUCCGCGCGACGUCGCCGGGGCGCCCGGCGGCGCGCGACGCUCACCCGCGGCGACGGUUCCGACGGCACUUUAACACAUGUUAUGUAAUAGCGAGCGAGACCGAAAAUCGGGAUGCUCCCAUGCCGGAUGCACCGCGCGCGGCCCAGGUGGCACAGGUGGAACGCGCGACGUCGCGACGUUACUCCGCGCGCGUGGAUCGCGUCGCCCGACCGUAGAAGCGAUUAGUCGAGCGUCAUCGGUUGUCAGAGACGAUUUGGAAGUCGGGUGUUAUCACUCGCAUCACCGAACCGUUUGUCAAGUCUGUCCUGUUAAGAGACAAGGGACGAUUUUAACUGGGAUCGGAGUUAACGACGUUGGUGAGAGCCAGGGUCGGGCUGAUGAGCAGAGAACAAUCCGCGAGAGCUCGAGACUCCCGAGUCGUAGACGCGAGGCGGAGAAAAACUCAAGUCGUGUACAAGAGACCUUCGCGACCUGAGUUUUUUUCUGCCUUACAAGGCUUGAGCUCUUACGGAUUGUUCGCUGCCAUCAGCCUUGGCCAAUGACUUGAACGGACAUUAGGUAGACAUUGGCCGACCUGAGUGCGAUAUACGUGUAUAAUAUUCUAUAACAGCUGUUUUGGGUAAUAUAUAGACAAAAGGCGUGCAUCUCUUUAAAUGAUAAUUAAAUUUAAAGCAAUCGAAGCGAAAUUUACACGUAGAGUUGUAAAAGAAAUGAAUGCAGAGAAAUGCCUGUUGUGCUUAAACUUUGAAUU